AUGGUUUUGCGGCUUCAAACAAAGUUGGACGCCGUGGAGACUCGGUUCUGUAUCAGUCUAUUUACCAAAUAUUUCCUCGACUUCAAGCGUCUUCCUGACUUUUUUUCCACUUUAGUCGACAUGGUGAAGAGUGUUCCGGAAGGAUCUCGCUACUCUCAGCUGGUUGAAAAAACGCAUAAAUUGCUUAGCCUACCUACAAUCAUCAUCAAUUUAGCUAAGGGCACUGCCUUACCACAACCAUUUACACCUGAUGCAUAUUACCCAUUCAUUAUGAAGCAGGCUGCUGAUAUCGAUUAUCCGCUCCUGAGUUCAGUACUUCUUUCUCAAUCGUGCUUCUUUGGCUUUGGCAGAGAAGUGUGGAAUGUCAUAAUUCAGCAAGUUUGCCGCUCACAGCGAACCUCGAGCAGCUGGAGCUCAGCUCUAUCUCUAACUCCGGAAAAGACACUAGAGCCCACUUUGGUUCCCCUCCUUAAUCAGGCCUCGCACCCUCAUCUAGUAGCGCUUUUUCUUUCCUCUACUCUUUUUUCGUCAAAGCAGGACCAGAUUAUUCGCUUAUUUCAUCGUCUCCUACUGUUUCGGACGUUUUCGACUUCUAAAAUACCAGUUAAUAUUUUUGGCUGCUUGCAAGAACUUUCAACUGACGACCUAACCAUUCGAGUUGAGAGGGAUCUUGGUUUGCGGUUACUUGAGACAUGGUCCGAUUCAACGGCUCUUCAACGCACCUCGUCUAAACAACGCAUCUACCUCAGUCAGGCGCUUGUUGCCUGGGUCAGGGCCUUUCGAGAGAAGAUUAUUCACUCUCCGUCGUAUUCAACCAUGGUGUCGUAUGUGUUGAGCGGAGUAACCGCCCAUUUAGCCUGCAAUGUUGAAGAGCAGAGGGUGUUAGGAAUGGCUGUUGGUGAGUGGUUAGUGAAAGAGUUUCACAUCGGUGGCGAGGGAGGAGAAGGGGAGGGCGAAUGCAAGUCACUUAUGCUCAAGUUUGCCUACGAAGAGAAUGAUGCAGUCAAAUUGGUGAAACCAUUGUUCGAACCUCUUCCACCAUACCAAUCUCCCGAGAGUUCUCUGGAUGAAAAUGUCGAGGCUCUUUUUGCAGAGGCCUCGGGAUUGCAAUUUACGCCUGCCGAAAAAGCAUCCGACGGUCUGGACAGCGAUGAUGAUCCAGACGAUGAAGAUGACAAAUUCCAACCGCUUCCACCCUACACCAGUCCCGCCCCCUCCGGUUGGCCUUUUCGAGCUCGUCGCCCUCGCUAUCUCCGUGAAUGUCUCGACGGUUUAGCAGGCGCCAGGCAUGAGUCGGACGAGUUAGCCAGUAACGAGAUCGCUCUGUCCUGCUUCGCUCAUGCUGAGGAACUGAUCUACCGCCAUAAAGGCUGUGCCGUGGAUGAGGUUGCUGUCUCCUUCGCAGACGCAUUGCUCCACACAGAACCGCCCGCGUGCCCCCACACAGACAAGGUGAAUGCAUCGCGCCAUCAGGCCCUGGUCGCACUAGCGGUCGUCUCGCCGAAACGGACGGCUCGUUAUCUCACCGGGCAGUUCGUACAGCCAGGCCUGGCAGUCAAUCAGCGUCACGCAAUCAUCGCGGCUCUCACUGACGCUACGUGCACCCUAGGCUCCGAUUUCGUUCCGGUCGCCGGUGACUUCUUUUUCCCCAUGAUACGAGCAGCCGAUGGAUUGCUUGGCGACGGGAAAGACGUCUACGCUCACCUCGAUGACGCCCUUUUAGCCCGCCUUGUAGGCGCACUCGGGACGAUGUAUGCUUGCGCACGGAACUCUCAAAAACUUCCGCGUAUGGCAGAGGGCCUCCUGGCUCUUGGAUCUCAUCUCUUGACGAAAGCCCACGACCCUGCCGUUCGGAGAUCGAGUCUGUCGGCUCUUGGAGUUGUGCUUACCAUGACACCUGUUGUUGUGUUUGCCGCAAAUCAGCAACUCUUAUUUGGGUCCAAUUUGUCGGAGAAGUUAUUAAACACAUUCCAGAACGACACCGAUCCCGAAUGCCAAAACCUCGCAGGUGCCGCGCUAUCCUCUCUGCGAGAUAAUAUUCUCGAACUGAGUGGAGCCGGCCUCGUCAGCAUGGAGUGUGAUGAGCCAAUCGAGGUCACGCCAGGCAAGAACGAAGGAGAGGAUUGUGAGGAGGGAGUAGUGCCCAAACUUGCGGCUGACGCGACGCACCCCUCGCAACGUCCGCAUCCCCAACAAACCGUCCACGCCGAGGUCCGCCUAACUCGCAGCAGCACUGCCUCGCGCGAAACCGUCUGCCAGUUAAUUGACGAAUACCUGCGAGCCAAGGGCACCUGCAAUGUGCCCACCGUCCUCGAGUCUUCUUUCAGCGAGGACCUUGGGACCAUGCAGUCAUUCCUUAAGGAUAAUAUCGCCUCCAUAAGUUUAACCACAGACGACACUGAUUCCCCGACCGGCAAGGACCAGAUCUCGGCCUCGCUUAAUCUGCAGACGGCGCCACUGAUGAUUCACGUCUACCGCCUAGUUUCCGGCGACGAAGCCGACCCCACCCACGAGACCAUCGAGGUCUCCUCGGAAAUCAUCAGAGGAGGCACACGAUGGGCUCUCCCCUCUCCCGAGUUUGACGGACUUUGGGACACUCUUGUCUACGAUUCAACAGUUAAGAGAGACCUCCUCAAGUACUCAGAGUCUGCUCUUCUAUUUGCCGAUUUCGAAGUCAGUCAGCACGUAAUUGUCUGGAAUCGUGUCAUAUUUCUCCACGGUCCCCCAGGAACCGGCAAAACGUCCCUCUGUCGCGCACUUGCCCACAAGCUCUCUAUCCGCCUCUCACAUCGCUUCACCUCAGCGGCGCUCAUUGAAAUCAACACUGUUAACUUAAUGUCCAAGUGGUUUUCUGAGUCCGCUCGUCUCGUUUCGCAGAUGUUCUCCUCAAUUCUAGAAUAUCUUGAGGAUCCAGAUCAUCUUGUCUGUGUACUUGUAGACGAGGUAGAAAGUUUGACCGCAGUGCGGAAGUCAGUGGCCGCCGCUUGUGAACCGAGCGAUGCCAUCCGAGUUGUCAAUGCCGUCUUGACCCAUCUGGAUCAGUUAAAACACCACCCAAAUGUCUUGGUGAUGGCUACGUCCAACGUGACCGAUGUAUUGGACCCUGCCUUUCUUGACCGAGCAGACAUCCGUGCGUAUAUCGGGCCUCCAUCAGUUGCGGCCAUCUACGCAAUAUACUCUUCCUGUUUGAAUGAGUUGAUUAGAGUGGGUCUAAUUGAAAGACAAAAGUCUGGCCUGCUGAGCUACCGCGUUCUGUCGGCACUGCAGUUCACUGAAAGCCAGGUGACCGCAGCAAGUCUGGCCGUGUGGCGUUUGGCUCAACGAAGCGUUGGUCUGAACGGUCGAACCCUCCGCAAGCUGCCCCUUCUAGCGCACGCCUUCCACCUGACCUCGAGGCCACCCGACCGCUUGCACGCCCCAACCACCACCACCCAGCAGGCAGAGCACUGCAAGUUGGCGACCUCGUUCCGGGGGCACAACAAGGAGAAUAUUUCGCCGUCGCUAAACACGCCAAGUCGCGCCUCCGCGGUCCCACUGUUAGCCUUCAUCGAGGCGCUUCAGAUGGCCGUGGAUUGUCAAUUCGCCGACAGCCGAAUGAUUGCAGGAGUCACGGACGAGUCGCAUUUGAGCGCGGGAGAUAAGGAAGCUGGUUCUUGUAAAACUACCUCCAUUCAUGUUGACAUUUAA
Messenger RNA from Mesocestoides corti, 3687 nucleotides. The record is from the annotation of a GenBank genome assembly. Lineage: Eukaryota; Metazoa; Platyhelminthes; Cestoda; Cyclophyllidea; Mesocestoididae.